Messenger RNA from Miniopterus natalensis, 1535 nucleotides. It is a transcript of the gene MSS51, whose product is annotated as MSS51 mitochondrial translational activator. The record is from RefSeq and is a predicted model, not a curated record. Lineage: Eukaryota; Metazoa; Chordata; Mammalia; Chiroptera; Miniopteridae.
CAUGGCUCCACGGCCCCGGCGACGGAGGCACAAGAAGUCUCCCUCAACAGUGGCUCCCGCAGCUAUGACCCCUCCCGAAGCCGUGACCCCUCCCACAGCCGUGGCCCCUGUGCCUCUGACCCUCUCAAAACCUGGCCCUAGCAUUGAUGCCCUUGGCUUCUACUCCUUGGAGAGUAAUGUUCCUGGCCUAUCCCAGCUGAUUCUUCAAAAGCUCAACAUGAAAAGCUACGAAGAAUACAAGUUGGUGAUAGAUGGGGAUACUCCUGCAUCAGGCUUUGGAUUUCGAUGCCCUCGGGAAAUGUUCCAGAAGAUGGAGGACACAUUCCGAUUCUGCGCUCACUGCAGAGCACUCCCCAGUGGCCUUGCAGACGCCAAGGUCCUCCGGCACUGCAAGAGGUGCAGAAAUGUCUAUUACUGUGGUCCCGAGUGCCAGAGGUCGGAUUGGCCAGCACACAGGAGGGUUUGUCAAGAGCUGCGUCUUGUAGCAGUGGACCGUCUCAUGGAAUGGCUUCUGGUCACAGGAGAUUUUGUCCUACCCUCGGGACCUUGGCCAUGGCUGGCUGAAGUUGUACAGGACUGGGACACCUGGUUUUCUAUGCGGCGUUUACAGCUAGAUGCUACACUGGAUGCUGUGCUAGGUAGUCAUGCCAUGAGCACACUGUGGGCCAGUGUGGGAAGGCCAAGGCCAGACCCAGAUGACCUGCAGGGCUCUUUGAAGCGACUCCUCACAGAUGUCCUGUCACGGCCCUUGACGCUGGGCUUCGGGCUUCGGGCCUUGGGGAUAAAUGUGAAGAAGAUUGGAGGAAGCACAGUGCAUGUAGUUGGAGCUUCCCAUGCGGAGACGUUUCUCACUCGCCCCGGGGACUAUGAUGAGCUUGGUUACAUGUUUCCUGGACACCAUGGCCUCCGUAUAAUAAUGGUGGGUGUAGAUGUUGCUUCUGGUUUUUCACAGAGCACCUCAGCUUCACCUGUGGAACCUGGCACAGUUCAGCUUAGUGGCCACAGGGGCCUGUAUCAUAACUUCUGGGAGGAGCAGGUAGAGACUGGGCAGACGGCCCGUCCAGAUUUGGUGGUGGCCUUCCAUCCAGGUUUUCACGCUUCCCCGGACUUGAUGGAGGCUUGGCUGCCCACCCUACUGCUGUUUCGAGAUUAUGAGAUCCCUACAUUGAUUACUGUUUACAGCUAUCAGGAGUUGGCAGCCUCUUUGCAGAUUCUGGUGGACCUGGAUACACACAUCAUUGCCUAUGGAGCCAACCCUUUCAUGUCCCUCAAACCUGAGCAGGUCUAUUCCAACCCCAACAAGCAGCCAGUAUACUGCAGUGCCUACUAUAUCAUUUUUCUUGGGAGCUCCUGCCAGCUGGAUAGGAAGCAACUGGAAGAGAAAGUUGACGGUGGGGAUUAAAUAGCUGAGCCAGAUUCUGACUAGAUACCGAGAAAAGGGAGGUUGAUAAAAUUACCCUGCUGAUGUCAAUUUAUUGCCAACUUGGAAACUCGCUAAAUUCUAAACCUCAUUGUCCAGGUAAAGCUUCUAAGCU